Molecule: messenger RNA, 1440 nt
Organism: Nothoprocta perdicaria
Lineage: Eukaryota; Metazoa; Chordata; Aves; Tinamiformes; Tinamidae
Gene: EFCAB3
Product: EF-hand calcium binding domain 3
Exons: 12
Coding region: 1-1440 (479 amino acids)
Molecular function (GO): calcium ion binding
Source: RefSeq, a predicted model, not a curated record
AUGAGGAGUGUGAUGAGCACRCGGAGACCGUCAAAGGCCGAGAAGAACCGGGUGGAUAUCCAGAGCCUGGACAACAUCCUGAGGAGUGCAGGGAUCCACCUUAGCAAUGAGGAGAUGCAAGAAGCGCUGCGGCAUGUUUCGGUGGAUGCUGACGGAAGGGUGAAUUUGAGCGAAUUCAUGCAGCAAGUCAAAACUGUCCAGUGCACUGACCAAGGAGCAGAAAAAGCUUCUCCUGCUCUUGGCCGCGUUUCCAAAGCCCGCGUUUCCAAAGUGAGGGUGCUGCACCCUCUGCCACGGAAGAAGGUGCUAAAAUCCAUCUUAAGGAAGGCAACCAGGGAACAUUCAUGCAUCACUCAGAGGAGAAGCAAGUCCAAAACAGCAAAGAACUUGACAAAGAAACAACUGGAAGCAUUCUACGAUGCCUUCAGCUUCUUCCCUAAAGACCCAGGUGGCAACAUCGGCCGCCAGGGCCUGCAGGAGACUGCUAAGGAGCUGGGCAUCAGCUUAACCACUCAAGAGGCCAACAGGGAGCUGGCGUUUGCAGACGCCGACAGGGACGGCAAGGUGAAUUUCUUCGACUUCCUGAGCAUUGUUACCGACAAGAAGCGCUUCAUGCAGGCGAUAGUCCCAGAGAAGAAAUAUAGAGGCAAAGGUGACUCUGCCAGUGCCACAGGGAUCGUGCUCUUCGAAGUCUUGUCGAAACUGGUGGAGCUGGCUGCUCUGCCCCAGAAAACUCUGCUUGAGAUUGUCAGGUACUACCGACAGAAGUUUUUGAGGUGCACGGGCCAAAAAGCCUGGAAGGAUUCUAACAAUUUAAUGUACUGCAGAAAGAAGCACCACAGAAUUAUCCGCAGAAAAGAUCAGGCAUGUGUAUCUUCCUUUGUAAACACUGCCCGCAUCUCUUUCAUGAACAAUAAAGAUCUACUAGCUUACGUGGAAAGCCUUAAAGGUGAGACUUGCCUGCUGUCUCCCACUCCAUUCCCCCAGGGUAGRGGAUACAAGCAGGAUUCRUGCGUGCCCCCCUCGGACAGCCCUUACGCCCAGGUGCCCAUCUUCCCUCUGAUUCCUAAACAAGAGGUGAUGAUAGCGGGAAGGCCAAAGAAAGAUCUGCAGAAGCUAGAGAGGCAGAGGAGGAGCAAACCAAUAGCUUCCUUCGAAAACCACUUCUUCCAAAAGAGAAACUGGGUGCAGGAGAGCAAGUGGCUGAGCCAGCAGUACCGGCAGGGCCUGGCCCUGCACGAGCGCGCACGGCUGCUGCGCCUGUGGCGGCGGCUCCGCGGGGGCCGCAUCGGCCUGGAGACGGGCAACGAGAGCUUCCACCACAUCUUCUCCACCUACUCCUGGUCCUGGAACGUGUGCCAGGAGCUGCUGACGCCCGACGAGCUGCGCCGGGCGGACAACGAGCUCUACCGCUGGGCGCGGCUCCGGGCGGGGAAAUGA